GAAAUCCUUCGACAAAUGUCUUCUCCGUACAAAUCACCAAGCAAAGAAGAAAAGGACACAAGAGAAAAAUUCACUCGUAAGAUGAGUAUGCAAGAAUAUGAGUUAACCCAGGACAAAGAAGAUGAACACUGUUUACAGAAAUACCGCAAGCAAUGUAUGCAGGACAUGCACCAGAGACUGAGCUUUGGUCCCAAAUAUGGGGUCUUAUGUGAGCUGAAAAGUGGGGAUGAAUUUUUAGAAGCAAUUGAAAAGGAACGAAAGAGCACUACAGUUAUAGUUCAUAUUUUUUCUGAUGAGAUCAAGGCUUGUGAGCCACUGAAUAACAGUUUGACCUGUCUUUCUUUAGAGUAUCCAACAGUGAAGUUCUGUAAAAUUAGGUCAGCUGAUACAGGAGCUGGAGAAAGGUUCUCUAAAGAUGUCCUGCCUACCAUAUUAGUCUACAAGGCAGGUGAACUCAUCAGUAACUUCAUCAAUGUUACUGAAAAUCUCAGUGAGGAAUUUUUUGCUGGGGAUGUGGAGGCCUUUUUUAAUGAAUAUGGGCUUCUGCCGGAGAAGGAAAUGCAAGGCCUCGUAUGUGAUGAUGGAGAAGGAGAUAUUGAAUAA
Nanorana parkeri is the source of this 603-nucleotide messenger RNA. It is a transcript of the gene PDC, whose product is annotated as phosducin. Bases 16 to 603 code for a protein of 195 amino acids. The transcript has 2 exons. The record is from RefSeq and is a predicted model, not a curated record. Gene Ontology annotation, biological process: regulation of G protein-coupled receptor signaling pathway. Lineage: Eukaryota; Metazoa; Chordata; Amphibia; Anura; Dicroglossidae.